Molecule: messenger RNA, 1724 nt
Organism: Amphimedon queenslandica
Lineage: Eukaryota; Metazoa; Porifera; Demospongiae; Haplosclerida; Niphatidae
Product: guanine nucleotide-binding protein G(o) subunit alpha-like
Exons: 9
Coding region: 257-1336 (359 amino acids)
Biological process (GO): adenylate cyclase-modulating G protein-coupled receptor signaling pathway
Cellular component (GO): heterotrimeric G-protein complex; cytoplasm
Molecular function (GO): GTPase activity; guanyl nucleotide binding; G protein-coupled receptor binding
Source: RefSeq, a predicted model, not a curated record
GUUGACUCGAUAGGUGUGGUCACGUCACUAAUCUGGCAAAUCGAACAACCAACCACAGCAACUUCUCCUUCUCUUCUUCACACUUUUGAAAAGAAGAAAGCCCUCUCGUGUCUUCUCUUGUUACCCUCAAGGACCUGUCUAAGAGGUGAAAGACAGACAACAAGAUAUAGGAUAGAUUUCUCUCCGCUUUACACCCGCCGUGUCAUCAAGGGCCCGAAAAUCAAAUAACAAAGGAGAAUAUACCAAAUAAAGAGUCAUGGGUGGUUGUAUGAGCGUCAGUGCUGAGGAAAGAGAGCAAAAGCAGAGGAACACAGAGAUAGAACGUGAUUUAAGAAAGGCUGCAAAAGAGUAUGAAAACACAGUGAAAAUCCUUUUACUGGGUGCUGGUGAAUCUGGUAAGAGUACUGUUGUGAAGCAAAUGAAAAUUAUCCACGGAGAUGGAUUCACACCACAAGAGCUGGAAACUUACAGGCCUGUUAUAUUUAGCAACCUUGCUUCCUCUCUCCGCGUUGUCAUUCAAAACAUGCCCAAAUUGGAUAUGAAGUUCGAUAACCCUGAUAACGAGGAGAAGGCUGAAGUUCUUUUAAAUGUCAUAACAAGUUUACCAACUUAUGAUGCUCUUCCUGCAGAAGUCAUUGAUGCAUUCCAGAGCCUAUGGGCAGACCAGGGAGUCAAGGACUGCUAUGCUCGGGCCUACGAGUACCAGCUCAAUGACUCCGCCCCUUACUAUUUCUCUGAAAUUGAGCGCAUAUUGACUCCUGGUUACACCCCCACCGAGCUUGACGUGUUGCACUCGCGUGUCCAGACAACAGGAAUCAUUGAGACUUCAUUUAAAGUCGGGAAAUUGACUUACAGGGUCGUCGACGUAGGAGGCCAGAGGUCAGAGCGUAGGAAAUGGAUCCAAUGCUUUGAUGACGUGAGAGCUGUCUUGUUUGUGUGUGCUCUGAGUGGAUAUGACAUGACACUCUUUGAAGAUGGGAAGACUAACCGUCUUGAGGAGUCCCUCAAUCUCUUCCAAGCUAUCUGUAAUAACAAGUUUUUUAUCAAGACAUCAAUGAUACUGUUCUUGAACAAAGUUGAUCUGUUCCGUGAGAAGCUCUGCACUGCCGAGAGACACCUACGCCUCUUCUUUCCUCAGUAUACAGGUCCUGAGAGAGAUGUGGAACAAGCUGCUCUCUUCAUUCAGACCAUGUUCAUGGAAAGAAACUUGAACAAAAGCAAGAUUGUCUAUCCUCACUUCACCACUGCCACUGACACCUCAAACAUUCGUGUCGUCUUCAAAGUUGUACUGGAUACAAUUAUAAGAGAGAAUCUUGAAGCAGCAAACCUUCUUUAAGAUGAAAGGAGAGAGUUUUAUGGUAGUAAUAAUUAUUAUUAUAGUAUCACGAUUUUCUCUCUUCAUGUCAUAAUAAUAUUAUAGACUUUCUUUCUCUUGCGAUCUCUCUCUCUUUCUUUGUUUGUGUUACUCUUGAACCUUACACUAUUCAGCUUUACGUGCUACUAACUAUAAUGAUUAUAUAUAUUAUUAUGAAUAACCAUUAAUGUUACUGUUUUGCUUUCACUCUCUCUCCCUCUCUUUCUUUGUUGAUUCAGUCCGGUAUUGUGUUGUUGUUAUAAUUUAUCUUGUGUGACUUUUCGUAUCAAUAAUGGUAAUAAUACUAAUAUUAAUAUUAUUAUUAUUAUUAUGAAUAACUUAAAUUAGUACAACGUAUAAAAUCAUUAAA